AUGGCGCUGUCUUACCUCGAAGUGACUGCGCUGGAAGAUAUGAUGAAGCAGGUCAAUCCGACCAGCUGCCUGCCGCGCAUCAAGGAAGAGCCGAGCGCAGACGACCUCAUGCGCGCACUGGCGCACCUUGCCGACCUUUACUCGCCGCGCUCGCUGACCACGCGGGAAAAGACAUGGAUUACCUUUCCCGAAGGUCGAUGCUCGAACGUCGCGGACGCGGCACAGUACGCCGAUGCGCUCGACUCGGUGCGCGUCGACGAGAACGAGAAGCGCUAUGCGAUGAGCUGGCUAACGCGCCUCAUCGGCUCGGGACUCUACUGGCUGGACUCCGAGGCGGGGAAGGUCACAUCCGACGAGCUGGUGGAUCUGGCUGGGCGCAUCCUGGGCGGACACGCCAGUAUCGAGGAAGCCGGUGCCAUCACCCGCGAGUUCGUCUUUCCGUUGGCAGUACCAGUGCGUGUGCCCGACAUCGAUGCAUCGGCACACCAAGACGCAAGCGCUUCCGACACGAUCACGAUCACGCUUCGAGACGAUCCACUGCCGCCUUCAGACAAGCAUUCGGAAGCCAGCACGCUAUCGGGCGCGGGCGCAAGUCAGGACGCGGCUGCAGCUGUGGGUGUCCAGACGUGGGGCGCGGCCAUCGUGGUGAGCGAUGUGCUGGUUCGAUACCCUAGCUUGUUCCAUCCCACUCUCGGGCUGCGUACCGGGACACCGCUACGGAUUGCGGAGCUUGGUGCAGGCACCGGACUGCUAGGUAUGGUGGCAGCAAGAUUGCUGCAGCAACGCGGCACGCCAGCUGAUGUGGUGCUGACGGACUACCACCUGCAAGUGCUCAGGAACCUCGAACACAAUGUUCAGGAGAACUUUGGCCUGUCCUCCGAUUCCAGCGGCAGUGUUUCGGUCGGUGUGGAGCAUGUCGACUGGCUCGAAGUGCAUCGCAGCAUGCAGCAAGGCCAUGCUCAAGCAGACGAUGCCGAUACGGACAAGUACGAUCUGCUGCUGCUCGCCGAUGUGAUCUACGCACCUGAGCACGCGCUCUGGAUCCGCUCGACGAUCGAGAAGCUGCUACGCAAGCCCUCACCCGAACGACCGGACGAAGCUAGCGCGCGCGCACAUAUCAUUAUGGCGGUUCGUGGAUCCGGCAAGUUCGAAGGCCUGUUCAAGACGGUGGAUGAAGCAUUCCAGCCGCGCUGCAGCUUUGGCGGCGUGCCUUCGCUGAGUGGCUCGAGCAGUGCUACGCCGUUAGAUACGCUGCCAGGUACGCCAGCUCUGGUGUCCGAGACGAGCGCUGUGGAUGUGCACAAGACCAACUCGAAGCACGGCGACCUUCUGCGCUCGCGUAUGGGUGCCCUCUCUCACCAGGCUGGAUUCUCGCAAGGCUCUCCCGAACUCGCUAUCGUGACUCGACGCCGGCUCGACAAGCGCGCUAACGUGGGUCGGAACGACGAGCAGGAGUACCUCUGGUUCGAGAUCGGCUGGACUUUCCCCACGCUUGCCGCAUGA
Messenger RNA from Moesziomyces aphidis, 1503 nucleotides. The record is from the annotation of a GenBank genome assembly. NCBI's taxonomy places the organism in Eukaryota, Fungi, Basidiomycota, Ustilaginomycetes, Ustilaginales, Ustilaginaceae.